Messenger RNA from Ilex paraguariensis (yerba mate), 2043 nucleotides. The record is from the annotation of a GenBank genome assembly. Lineage: Eukaryota; Viridiplantae; Streptophyta; Magnoliopsida; Aquifoliales; Aquifoliaceae.
CUAAGUCCUUGAAUCCUUAUCCAAAUGUUUGUUCACCAAUACUAUUCAGUUUAGGUUAGAUCUGUAUGGGUUGAUCGCCUGUUCGAGACUGGGGGAAAUCCAGUAGCGGCCAUGGACGACGUUGAUCGUUUGUUCGAGUGCUUCAAAUGCGGCGUCUCUCCACCACAAUCUGCACUCAGAGUGAGAAAAACAAAGAAAGACAAAAUGAAGCAAACGAGUUCAACACAAGAAGAGUCCCCGUGUUCUGACAUUCCUUCUUCAGGAUCAGCAGGAGAAGACCAGCAUAAGGCAAUUGAUUUGCAGCAGUCUAUGCAGAAACUGAGUUCUCCAGCUGUUAAAAGAAACAACUUCAACAAUGGCAAGCGCUUCUCUCCAAUUGUGUUCUAUGGUUCUCCACAUGGUGUGCCACCAAAAAGACCAAUUCGUUUAUUGCGAUUGUUACAUGAAAUCCGUGUUGAUCUCACUGAACAAAAUAAAUUAAGAGAAGACAUAUGGGCUACAUUCCCAAGGCAGGAUGAGGCGAUGAAGUAUGCAAAAGAGCAUCCCCAUGCUCGUGUGUUCAGUUACCAAGAUCAUAUCAAUGGGCAACGAAGGUUCCUUGUUUCCUCAUAUAAGGAGUUUUGCCAAAGGUAUAAAAACAUGAACCCGAAGUUCCGCCAUCAUUAUGAAGUGAUUCAGGAGGGAUUGCCAUGUCACCUCUAUUUUGAUUUGGAGUUUAGUAAGAGAGAAAAUCCGGAAAGGAAUGGAGAGGAAAUGGUUGAUCUCCUGCUAUCAGUUAUCUUUGAUGCCUUAUCUGACAAGUACUUUAUUCAAGGAAACCAUGACUGGGUUGUGGAACUUGAUUCUUCUACUGAAGAAAAGUUUUCUCGUCAUCUAAUCAUCCGCUUACCGAAGGCAGCUUUUAAGGACAACUCACAUGCUGGUGCAUUUGUUGCUGAGAAUGAUGAAGAAAUGCUCAUGGCAUCCUUAAUCUGCAAUAUGGAUGUCAACUGUGAAGAGCUUCUAAUCUGCAAAAUGGAUUUGGAUUGCGUGAAGGCCCUGCACUUUGAUAUUGAGAUAAACAGCGAUUUUUGUAAACAAUCUGAUUUUCCCCAAGAAUUUAUAUUGAAUGCUUGCACAACCGAUGCUUCAAGAACUUACUUGAUGGGAAAAUCACCUUUCCCAGCUUUGGACAUGUUUGUGGAAUCUGUGGCCUCUAUAGGAAAUGUACCAGGAAAAAUUCGAAGUUGGUUUUGGUUAUCCGAGUAUGGAUUGAUGGUGUACAGCAUGUCGAGAAAUAGAUACUGCGAACGAAUUGGUAGACAACAUAAAAGCAAUCACGUGAUUUACGUCGUCGACCUAAGAAGGGCUGUAUAUUAUCAGAAAUGUCAUGAUCCUGAUUGCAGAGGUUAUCGAUCUCCCUUGCGUCCUAUCCCUACCGAUGUCAUCCCUGAUUCUACAAGUUUCUUCAAUAUAGUGGGGCAUAAUGAAGGUGACGAGCCGAUAACUUUUGGGAGUGAUGAAAGAAUUACUGACAGCUGCAAGAAAGAUGGGUGGUGGCUUGAGGCCAUAAGUGUGGCCGAAAAGGUUGAAAAUUUGCAAAAAUCUCUGGAUCUCACAGAUAUGGAUGAAACAUGUGACAAAGACGACGACUGGUGGAUGGCAGUUGAGAGGACUGCAUCUCAAACUGAACUAACAUACUUCAAACAAAUCUAGCGACGGAGAAGGGUUGUUGGCUGAUAACUAUUCCAGCCUGUUUGAUUGCUGUUGCUUCGAUGCUUAAGCAGGAAACACUCGAGACACGAUGGUCAUGGUUUAGCUAGCACAGAAUAUUUGGUCUGUACAAUCAUGUCAGUGUUGGUUAUAUGCAAUAUCUAUCUAAACAGUUCCUCAGAUGAACCCAGCAUCUGGAUGGAAAACAGUCUGAAUGUUUGGAUUUGUGUGGCUAGUGUGACAAAUUGUAUCAAUUAGGUGACGUCUGUAAAAAUGUAAUAAAAUAUAUGAGCAAGUAAAUAUUAUAUUUUGUUCCAAUCCUUUUUUAGUUACAAUAAGGUAAAGGAAAAG